Humulus lupulus (European hop) is the source of this 3766-nucleotide messenger RNA. RefSeq names its product probable LRR receptor-like serine/threonine-protein kinase At2g16250. The transcript has 4 exons. The coding region runs from base 571 to 3294 and encodes 907 amino acids. The record is from RefSeq and is a predicted model, not a curated record. Gene Ontology annotation, biological process: protein phosphorylation. NCBI's taxonomy places the organism in Eukaryota, Viridiplantae, Streptophyta, Magnoliopsida, Rosales, Cannabaceae. Gene Ontology annotation, molecular function: ATP binding; protein kinase activity; protein binding.
CAAACGCAGUUAUUUUAGGGAGAGAGUGCAUAGUCCACAACAGCUCUCGGUCAGCCAUUUUGUUUCUCUCUCUAGAGUUUUAUUAUUGAAUUAAUAUAUAUAUAUAGUGUUCUGGCCUAAUUUUAAUUUCUUUAUCUUCCCCCCCUCUUCUCUCUCUAUCAUUUUAUUUGUCAACUGAAGAAAACUAAGAAUUUAGAAGAGAGUAGGUGGGGAGAGAGAGACAAAAAAAAUACAUACAGAUUUGUUGGGCAGCAACUGUUUGAAGAAGAAGAAGAAGUAUCGGAAGUUUUGUUUAAGGAAAAAAAUCGAGGUAAGAGUUACCCAUUUGGCGUAACUUCUUCAUCUGGUUGAGACAGAGAGAGAGAGAGAGAGAGAGUUAGGACUUAUUUUUAAGAGAGAGAAACAGGGGAGAGGAAGGAAAAUGCAAAUUUCUUUACUGGGUAUGUGUAACUUUAAGGAGUUUCUUUACAUUGGAACACAUAUACAUGUACUUCGUGUACAUAUUUGAGAAGUAGGUGCCAAAAGACAUGGGUUUUGUGUUUGGAUCUCUAUAUCUUUGUUCAUAAAACCAUGGUGGAUCCGCGGAGAACAGUAACCUUCUUGGCCUUCUCGUUCUUCUUGUUACUGUCUCUAAUUGAGCCCACAUUUCAGCAGCAGCCGAGUUCGCCCCGGAGUUCAACCUCUGAGCUAUCCGCUUUGCUCCAACUCAGAUCAUCUUUGGGGUUGAGAAGCAAAGACUGGCCCAGGAAAGUCGACCCUUGCGUUUUCUGGAAUGGUAUCAAAUGCGCGAAUGGCAGAGUUGUGGAGAUUAACAUUUCUGGGUUCAAAAGAACACGGCUCGGCCGCCAAAACCCACAAUUCUCGGUCCAAGGUUUGACCAAUUUAACGUUAUUAACGACCUUUAACGCCUCAAAUUUCUUGCUCCCGGGGUCGAUGCCGAACUGGUUCGGUGACCGGUUACCGGCGCUCCAAGUGCUUGAUCUCCGGUCUUGCUCCGUAUUUGGCUCGAUUCCUUAUAGCCUUGGAAACUUGACCACUCUAACUAGUCUCUUUCUGUCUCGUAAUAACCUUACUGGGAUUGUUCCCGCUAGUUUGGGCCAGUUGUCUCGGCUCACGGCUCUUGAUCUUUCUCAGAAUUUGCUUACUGGAUCUAUUCCUUCUUCUUUUGCCAGUCUUAAGAACCUUUCUCUUCUUGAUAUCUCCUCCAAUUCCUUACUUGGGUCCAUUCCUCUGGGCAUUGGGACCCUGUUUGAGCUGCGAGUUUUGAAUCUUUCGACCAAUAACUUGUCUUCUUUGAUACCUGCUCAGCUUGGGGACCUUGCCAGCUUGGUUGACCUUGAUCUCAGCUUCAAUUCUUUGUCGGGUUCUUUGCCUUUGGAUUUGAGAGGGUUAAGAAGUUUGCGGAGAAUGAUACUUGGGAACAAUUUCCUUGGCGGGUCAUUGCCAAAUAAUCUGUUUCCUACCCCAAUUCGGUUGGAGUUCGUUGUUCUUAGUCGCAAUAGCUUCACUGGUUCCCUCCCUAAUGUGCUUUGGUCAGCGCCUGAAUUGCGUUUUCUUGAUGUCUCAAGCAAUAACUUCAGUGGUCUGUUGCCUAAUUCGAGCUUGAACGCUAAUGCUACUGCUGCAGUACUUAAUGUUUCCCAGAAUUUGUUUUAUGGUGGUCUAACGCCAGGACUUAGAAGGUUCAGCUCUGUUGAUCUGUCCUGGAACUAUUUGGAAGGCGAGGUUUUGAACACACCUGCUAAUGCAUCUAUUGAAAGCAAUUGCUUCCAGAAUUUGAGUAAUCAAAGAACUGUUUCAGACUGUGAAUCAUUCUACGCAGAGAAGGGUCUGCGUUAUGAACCGCCGAGUUCUGCUCAACCUCCUGCUAUACCUGAGACUCGUAAGAAGAGCAAUAACAGGAUGAAGGUGAUUAUUCUGGCAGCGGUUCUUGGUGGGGUUGGUCUUAUUUUGCUUCUAGCUAUAUUUUCUGUGUUAGUUCUCUUUUGUGUCCGUAAGAGAGGUAAUACUACGCAAAGAGGAGUCGGUGUUGGGCCAGUUCCCACCAGCAGCACCCCACCUACUGGAGCAUCAGUUAACUAUUCGAGCGUAGGAGAUGCUUUUACCUACCAGCAACUUCUCCAAGCCACAGGUGACUUCAGUGAUUCAAACCUCAUAAAGAAUGGCCACUCAGGAGAUGUCUUUAGAGGUGUACUGGAAAGUGGAAUACCUGUGGUAAUCAAAAAGAUUGAUUUGCCCACAGUUAAGAAGGAGACUCACAUGGUUGAAUUGGAUUUCUUCAGUAAAGUUUCACAUGCGAGAUUUGUUCCCUUUUUGGGACACUGCUUAGAAAAUGAGAAUGAGAAUGAGAAGUUCUUGGUUUACAAGUAUUUGCCAAAUGGGGACUUGUCAAGUUCCUUAUUCAAGAAAACCAAUACAGAAGACGGUUUACAGUCAUUAGAUUGGAUCACGAGAUUAAAAAUUGCAUUAGGAGCUGCUGAGGGCCUCUCUUAUCUGCACCACGAAUGCAAUCCACCACUUGUGCACAGAGAUGUGCAAGCAAGUAGUAUACUUCUUGAUGAUAAAUUUGAAGUCCGGCUUGGGAGCCUGAGUGAGGUUUGCACUCAAGAAGGAGAUACUCAUCAUAGCAAGAUCACCAGGUUGCUGCGUUUGCCACAGUCUUCUGAGCAAGGUGCUUCUGGUACAGCAACAGCAAUGUGUGCAUAUGAUGUUUACUGCUUUGGAAAGGUCUUACUCGAGUUGGUAACUGGCAAAUUGGGCAUUAGUGCUUCUGGUGAUGGCCAAGUGAAGGAAUGGUUAGAUCAAACACUACCUUGCAUCAGUAUAUAUGACAAGGAACUUGUGACAAAAAUAGUGGAUCCGUCUUUAAUAGUUGAUGAUGACCUACUGGAGGAAGUAUGGGCAAUGGCUGUUGUUGCACGGUCCUGUCUAAAUCCAAAGCCUUCAAGGCGUCCCCUAAUGAGAUACAUUCUCAAGGCUCUAGAGAACCCUUUGAAGGUUGUAAGAGAAGAAAAUUCAGGCUCCGCGAGACUCAGAACUACCUCAUCUAGAGGGUCGUGGAAUGCUGCAUUGUUUGGUAGUUGGCGUAGCAUGUCGGAUGUAACAGUCAUUCCGGCGGCAUCCUCAACCAAAGUGGAAGUAGGGAGUGGUUUGAAACAUUCAGGAACGACGGGUUCUCAGGGAAGUGGGCAAAACGGUGGGGGUGAUCAUUCGUCCUCGUAUAGACGGCAUUCUAGGGAGAUAUUCCCUGAACCAUCUAGUGUACAAGAUGUAGAAAGAGCGGAUCGGGACUAGUAGAGAGAGAGGUUAUAAAUUGUUCUUGAUUCUUUUUGUCAAUAAUACAACAGGCUUCCUAUUUUGAGUGCCUGUUUUGGUACCCCCCAGCUUGGUCUUCAUCUUGGAAGUCAAGGUGGUGUUUCAAGCAGAUUUUUGUUCUUGAGAGCGGUCGAUAAGGCACCCACGUACAUACCUAGCUUCUCAGCAGGGGAGGUUGAAGUUUACAUCAGUCUGAGAGUAGGUUGAACUAGUUUAUGCGAUGAAUCUGGUAGAGGAGACAAGGGUCAGGGUCUGGGGUGCCUCUUAUUUGUUUGACAGCUUGUUUAUGGCAAAAACAAGCCUACAAUUUUUAUGCGAUUGAUUUUUUUUGUUUUGUUCUUUUGCUUUUUUUUGGGUUAUUGUUUAGUUUCUGAUCCUCUUGUGGAAUGUAAAUUGUAAUUGUUAAAGAUCUCUUCAUUCAAAUCAGAUUUCAUAAUUUACUAAAAGGAAA